Molecule: messenger RNA, 810 nt
Organism: Artibeus jamaicensis (Jamaican fruit-eating bat)
Lineage: Eukaryota; Metazoa; Chordata; Mammalia; Chiroptera; Phyllostomidae
Gene: MSMB
Product: microseminoprotein beta
Exons: 4
Coding region: 87-431 (114 amino acids)
Source: RefSeq, a predicted model, not a curated record
GCCAGAUAGGUGGUAUUCCACUCCUAUAUAAGUUUGCUGUGACUGUCCCUGGAUGUAUAUGCUUGUAAGGAUUCUAGCUCAUUAAAAUGAAUGCUCUUUUGGGCAGCAUCAUGGUUUUGGUGAACUGCGUGACUUUAUGCAAUGCACAGUGCUAUGUUAUACCUAACCAAAACACUCCAGGUGAUUUACUUAAUGAAUGCAAGGAUCUCAGUGGAGUCAUUCACCCACUGAACUCGGAGUGGAAGACUGAGAACUGUGAGGAGUGUUCUUGUGGUCGAGAUGGAAUUAACUGCUGUAACAUUGUUGCUACACCUGUAAGCUAUGACACAAGCAAGUGCCAGAAAACCUUCAACAAGGAGACCUGCAGUUUUACAGUGGUGGAGCGGAAGAAUCCAGAAAAGUCUUGUUUUGUAGGUGGAUGGGUGCUAUAAUGUACUUCUAGUGGGCCCAGCGCUCCCAACCAGAGGUGACCCAGGACCUCCCAGGCCAAACCUCAUUCUCAUAUGACCUCUAACAGUCUAUGGUUUUGUAACCCUACCUAUCAGUAAAAAAAUAAAAAAAAUAAAUAAAAAAAAUAGAGCAAACACUUGAACAUGUGUAUACUAUUUGUAAAUUAUGUGUGCACUGAUUUAAAACAUGCAAACAUUUAAUGGAAAGAACAAAAAAUAAAUAUGAAUAAAAGUUAUAGUUUUCCUACACUCCAAUAGAUCAUUGUAUACCCCCUACUCAGGCACUGCUGCUUCUCUUGCUUUGAUAUAUCUGUACUCUGCUGCUCUGGUGUCCUACAUAUCUGCUGAACAAUUCAAAAAA